AUGUCCGACAACAAACCAUCAUCUAAAAGAAAAAAGUCUGGAGCUGAAUUCAGAAAAGCAAAGAAAGCUAGGCAACAUGAGAAUAAGCAGCUUGGUUCCUUCAUGCUAAAGUACUUCCAAACGGAAGAUGGGAAGCGUGAGAAUAAAGAAAAAACUGUCCAGGAAAAAUUGGGUGAAUGCGGUGAAAGUGAAACCCCUGGAACCUCACAAAGCUCGAUAUUUCAAGUCGAACAAGUAUCUGGAGUGGAUUCACCAGACACAGAAAAAGAUUUGGAUGUGAUCGAUAAACAUAAACUAGAAGAGCAAGGCGAGGAAAGUCGAAAAAUAGAAGUUAAUCAAGAAUUCGGGAAAGAUCGGGAUGUCGAAGAGACAUUGCAAGAAAAAGAUAGUGAAGAUAGUGUCGAGGAACCAAGCCACUGUCAAGAGAAACAUCCAAAAACCAGGGAAUUUCUUUCGAAUCCAAAUAUCGUUGUUGAUGAAGUCAGUGGAACAUUGGAUCCUGCGUCACUUGUUGGCUUAAAGUUAAGCACGAAAGAGAAAUUAAUAAAAAUGGAGCCUUGCCAACCAAGUCAGCAAAUAUUAAAAUUGAGAACGAAGCAGUUUGGAGAGCGUUCCAGAUAUUUUUCACAGCAAAUAUUUUUUCAUGAUGAUGACACAAGACGGAAAUGGAUUUCCUAUUCAUUGAGCACGGAUAGCCUAUUUUGUAUGCCUUGUCUUCUGUUCACAAAUGCAUUGUCACGGGGUGAGUUAGCACGCACGAGUCAAGGAAACGCCUUCACGUUUGCCGGAUUUUGCAACUGGAAGAAACAACACAGCGUUGUGAAAAAACACGAGAUGUCGGCAGCUCACGCAAAUGCUAAAGUUGCAGAGGUGCUUUUCUUGCAAGAGAAAACUAUAGCGUCAUGCCUGGAGCACCAAGAACAUGACGAAGCAGCACGAAGAAAGGUGGAAGUUACUGGCAAUCGGAAUAUAAUGACGCGAGUCGUAGAUACUAUAAUCCUUCUUGGGAAGCAAGGACUUGCAUUUAGAGGCCAUCACUCAGUGCUAUGAUGGCGGCCAGACGUGUUAUAGCGAGCUCUGAUAUUAUUCCACCAUUAUUUGAUAAAUCUCGUAAAGAAAUAGUUAAUUCAUCAACUAUCGGUAUUGAUUUUCUUGGUAAUGCUUUAAGCAACGAUCUUAUUUACGAGGGCACACGUUUGAAAUGGUGCAAUGACUUAGAUUCUCUUAAGGCGUUUGUUGCCGAAGUGCUUGACCUAAACGGGAAAUGGUGUUCUCCUGGAGGUGGGUCUAAAAGGUUCACAAGCUCCAAUGCUGAACUAACUUUGACGUGGUAUUCAGGCAAGCAAAACACUUUAUUAUUUCAAGGCAAAGAUGGCAACCUAAUUCGGGAUGGAUGUGUCAAAUUCUGUCAGACACGGGACGGUGUUAUGAAGUCGAGUUGUAAACAAGUGCAAGCCCUGUUGAAAAAUUCAGAGUUACAGCGGGAUCUCAUUGCUCCAAAUAUUUUGGAAUCUGAGCCUACAUCUAUAUCGAGACCGGCCAACCAAGUUGAUGUUGCAUCACAGGUAUGUCUAGACAUUAUAGGAGAUAAUUCCAACUAUUUGUCCAACUGUCGCUAUUCGUGUGGCGUUCUAGCUGCUGACGUUGAGGGAGUUAAAUUAGAUAUUACUAUCCUAUCUAACAGAAUCGAUUCGAUUGCAAAUGCUAAUACUGAAUAUUCUCACAAAGAUAAAGAAAUUGAUCGUCUUCAAAGUGAACUAUCGAUUGAGAAGGCGAGAUCUGAAAAGCUUGAAUCUGAGUUGAGUUUGUUUGUGAAAGAACGAUCCCUUGAAAUUGAAAAGUUGAAUCAGACUAUUGUUUCCCUAGAGAAUAAAAUAAUUGAGCAUGAUAAAUCUAAUGCCUCCCUAAAAUUAUUCAUUGACAUUGAUCAGCAGAGAAUUUCCAAACCUCAAAUCCCUGAGCAAAGUAAUUACAAACAAAGUGCAUCUCCAUUUGCUGCUCCAAUGAAUAAUAACAAUAGUAAGAUUAAUAAAAACACACUUAUGAACAAAAACAACAGAAAUGGUCACCGAAACAAUGGUCAUCAUAACAACAGUGGGUUAAAUCAAUGCAAAUCUCAAAACGUCAGUUUACAACCUUUUAUCUCUGUUCCUGUAAAUAAUGGGGACCCUGAAAGUGUGCCGUUUUACGAUACUAAUAGGGACUUACAAAACAAGGCACUACAAAUCAAUCAAAUUGCAAAUAUGCCCGAAAAGCAACCAAUAUCGGAUUGGAUUGGUUCCCUACCGUUAAUAGAGAUACCUAUCCAAGCGAAAAAUAAUCAACAUAUUAAUAGAAAUACCUCGAACAAGCUUCCUUUUCCCAAGCGCCAUCGAACGAAACCACCAUCCUAUCGAACGGGCCAUCGCCACCAAUCCCUCGAAUGGCUGAGCCAUUUGGACAUUGUAUACCAACUGUGCAAGAG
Paramuricea clavata is the source of this 2464-nucleotide messenger RNA. The record is from the annotation of a GenBank genome assembly. Lineage: Eukaryota; Metazoa; Cnidaria; Anthozoa; Malacalcyonacea; Plexauridae.